This is a messenger RNA of Phragmites australis (common reed), 665 nucleotides long. RefSeq names its product large ribosomal subunit protein eL34. Gene Ontology annotation, molecular function: structural constituent of ribosome. Gene Ontology annotation, biological process: ribosome biogenesis; translation. NCBI's taxonomy places the organism in Eukaryota, Viridiplantae, Streptophyta, Magnoliopsida, Poales, Poaceae. The record is from RefSeq and is a predicted model, not a curated record. Gene Ontology annotation, cellular component: cytosolic large ribosomal subunit; ribosome. Bases 99 to 458 code for a protein of 119 amino acids. The transcript has 4 exons.
UCUCCGCUCCAGCCCCACCAAUCUUGCUCGUCCAGGGUUUUAGCCGCCGCCGCCACCUCCCCCCAGCGCAGAGAGAGAGAGAGAGAGAGGCCAACGCCAUGGUGCAGCGCCUGACGUACCGGAAGCGGCACAGCUACGCCACCAAAUCCAACCAGACCAGGGUCGUCAAGACCCCAGGAGGGAGGCUUGUGUACCAGUACACCAAGAAGAGGGCGAGCGGGCCGAAAUGCCCAGUCACCGGCAAGAAGAUCCAGGGGAUACCGCACCUAAGGCCCACUGAGUACAAAAGAUCUAGAUUAUCUAGGAACAGGAGGACUGUGAACCGUCCUUAUGGUGGUGUUCUAUCUGGUCAGGCUGUUAGGGAAAGGAUCAUCCGUGCUUUUCUUGUCGAGGAGCAAAAGAUUGUGAAGAAGGUUUUGAAGAUCCAAAAGACCAAGGAGAAGCAAACAUCAAAAUGAAAUGAUCAAACUAGUACCCAUUUUUUAGGAAGAUGGUGAUCGUUGCAUAGUCGCUUGUUCAGUAUGCUAAGCUGGUGGUUCCUGAGUUAAGCUAGAGAUUUCGAUCAAUUUUCCUUGUUCCAAAGGGUGGAAAUCUGGAUAUCGUUUCUCAUGUUCAGAUUCUUGUGGUUGAGUACUCAAGAGUCAUAUAUCCAAAGUAUUUUGACA